AUAUACUCAUUUUUUUCUCUGCUCAACUCUACUGAACUCUCGCUUCAACUCGAACCAGUUGCUGCUGCAAACUCCUGCAAACAGAUUAUGGUCAUUCCAAAAAUGGCAAAUCGUCGACCAACUAAAAGAAUCUUGAAACCGGUAAUAGAGAAGAAACGGAGAGACCGGAUUAACCAGCGUUUAGAUGAGCUGCGAAAGCUUCUCCUGGAUAACACUCUAGACACGCGACUCCAAAACCCUAAACUGGAGAAGGCUGAAAUUCUGGAAUUAACUGUCGAGUACAUCAAGAAAAAACCGAAAGAUGCGAGGGAAAGUCAAGGAGAUUCUAACAAGAACUCAGACCCACAUGAUGCUAACCCUCCUACUCUGCUCACUGGGAGACUCCAUGUACCAUUUGCUUCAUUCCACGAGCCUGUCAAUGCCCAGAAACAGAUACCCUCAAAUCCAAUCUACAAAGCUGGUUUUAAGGAGUGCGUCUCUCGCCUGGCCAGCUUCAUCGAGUGCGUAGAGGCUUCUCAGCGGGACGGCUUCAUUCAGGGGCUGUGCCAGCACCUUGACUCUUACAGCAGUGCUCUUCCCCAGGCCAGGAUUUCUGCUCAGGCUGCCCACCAUCCUUGGAUCCCAAGUGCAGAGUUGACAUGCAGGCUGGACUUGCCUGCAAUGGGACCCACAAGAGCCAACAACGAGUCUUUUUCCUACACCAAUAGUUUGUAUCCCAAUUCUUUUAUGCUCCACCACCCACAUCCCACAGGACAGUCCAUGACACACCCCUACCUCUCUCCACCAUACUCCAAUUCUCCUCCACCCUCUCCUUGUUACUCAAGCAGCACUCCCCCUUUCUCCAGCUCUCCCACAUACCUCUCUGUACCCUGCCACUUCCAUUUCCCUCCCACCGUCUCCCCGCUCUCCACUGACUCUUCAUCGUCAUCAUCCUCUCUCAGCAUCUCACCUCCUGCAGCGGCAGUAGUUCCUGGACCCCAUCUUCAGGCCUCCUUUGGCUCACCCAAACACGUGCGACCCACGGCAUCAGUGCCGCCUGGCCAACCACGGACUCUGAGACGAACUCUGUUCCAGAACCAAACACAUUCUGUCUGGAGGCCCUGGUGAGCAACCCCCCAAAACAGUGACUCAAAACUUAGCAGUAAAAUACAGAGCAUUGUUCUCUCAGUUAUAAUAAUUACUUACAUAUCAGCAACCAAUACAUCAGUGCAUCCCUUCACACAAUGUCAUAGUUCUACAACAGACAUAGUUGUUAUCAAUGUUUUUGGGUGCAUUCUGGAAUCUUUGUACUUGCCACUGCCACAUUCCUUUGUACUGCAUACUAUCUUCCUUUCUGAAUUCUUUAUUGUAUACAAAAUGUGUAAAUAUAUUUAUA
Myxocyprinus asiaticus (Chinese sucker) is the source of this 1375-nucleotide messenger RNA. RefSeq names its product transcription factor HES-7-like. Gene Ontology annotation, cellular component: nucleus. The transcript has 4 exons. NCBI's taxonomy places the organism in Eukaryota, Metazoa, Chordata, Actinopteri, Cypriniformes, Catostomidae. The record is from RefSeq and is a predicted model, not a curated record. The coding region runs from base 88 to 1107 and encodes 339 amino acids. Gene Ontology annotation, biological process: regulation of neurogenesis; regulation of transcription by RNA polymerase II; anterior/posterior pattern specification. Gene Ontology annotation, molecular function: RNA polymerase II cis-regulatory region sequence-specific DNA binding; protein dimerization activity; DNA-binding transcription factor activity, RNA polymerase II-specific.